Molecule: messenger RNA, 2930 nt
Organism: Pyricularia grisea
Lineage: Eukaryota; Fungi; Ascomycota; Sordariomycetes; Magnaporthales; Pyriculariaceae
Exons: 2
Coding region: 148-2745 (865 amino acids)
Biological process (GO): DNA-templated DNA replication; error-prone translesion synthesis
Cellular component (GO): epsilon DNA polymerase complex
Molecular function (GO): DNA binding
Source: RefSeq, a predicted model, not a curated record
CCUCUAUUGGCAAGCGUUUGGCGGACAACUCUAGACAACCUCAAUUUCAAAGUCCAAUUGCUACAGGGGGCAAGCGUUAUUGCUUACGGCUACGAUACUUUACGGAAUUGAAAGAUAGUCAAAGAGUAUUCGUGAUAAUCGUACGUCAUGGGUGAAGCACAGAGUCCUCCGCGACUCAGCCCAAGAAAGAAGCGGGCACAGAAGCCCCUCGGCAAUGGCUUCUUCGGCGGUAUCAAAGAAACACCAGGCAGAGCGGCGCCCCCUCUUUCGAGUGCAGCACCUUCCUCAUCGCCGGCCUUUGCGACGCCUGCUCACACCUUGCGGCCUUUCAACCCACAAAAGCCCGCCGGGGCGGCCGUCCUCCCGAUCCUUUUACCGCCAGCAACACUGCGCCCGUUGGCCUUCCGAACCUUUACCAAAAAGCACAGCCUGACCCUCACGUCUUCUGCUCUGCAAGAGCUGGCGUCCUUUGUUGGUCGGCAUUGCGGGUCGGGAUGGCGUGAGGAGGGGCUUGCUGAGCGUGUGCUCGAAGAGGUGGCAAAAUCAUGGAAGGCUGCCAAUGGCGGGGUGAUAGUCGAUGGGGCAAGCUCCGUCCUAAAGGACAUCCUCAAGACGUUGGAAGGCAACAUGGUCGGGGGCAAAAUUGUGACUGGGGCAGGAAAGGGCUUGGCUCGACAGAACAGUCUUCUCCUGGACCCCUCGAGGGAACCGGAUUAUUCUUCUACCACCCGCUUGGGCCUGAGACCAUCUAUUGCACUCCAACGGGAUGACAGCCAGUCUAGCAUGGGCAUGUCUGGGCUCAAUUUCGAGGAAGAGCCGGAAGAAGACACCCUCAGCGAUCCAAGAAAGUGGUUGAAGGUAGUUGGGGCAUAUGAACAGCCACGGAUGGUUUAUAAUGUGGCCAAAAAACACUUUGAGAGGGAUGCCUCUAAACCUUCUAUAUUACCGACAGCUUCUCAUAAAACCCUUUUGUUUCGCAAUCGAUUUAAUGUUAUCCACCAGCGCCUCCUUCGUAAUGAAGCCUUUCAGACAUCCGCCGUUGCCGACACCAAACGUGUUGCACUUUCUCGCUCAACAUCAGCCCUCUCAUCACAACAAUCAUAUAAAAUCACACCCAUCGCCAACCUACUUGGCCGCCAUGGCAGUCACCAUAUGCUUUUAGGAAUGUUGGUGAUAAUGCCGGCAGGCAACCUUGCCGUUAGUGACCUUACCGGAACCAUUGCGCUAGAUGUCACCCAAGCAGCCACCAUUCCCGACGAUUCUUCAUGGUUUACCCCAGGGAUGGUUGUGCUCAUCGAUGGUGUCUACGAGGAGGAGGAUGACCAUACCGCCAAGGGCCUGAGUGGCAGCAGCGGAAUUGGUGGCACCAUUGGCGGUCGAUUUCAGGGCUUCUUCAUUGGCCAACCGCCAUGCGAGAAGAGGCGAGCGACACUUGGUGUCAGUGGACCAGAAGGCGAUGGACUGGAGCACACCAUAGGGGGUGGCUUCGGAUGGAUUGACUUUCUUGGGGUCGGGAGUGAGCGCGCGAUGGGCCCAAGGAUGCGAAAGCUGGAAAGACGCUUGUUGCGACAACCACAGCUUUCUCGACAAGAUUUGGCUGCGUCGGUACUGGAGUCUAGCAUCUCCUCAACACUCCCCAGGCGCGGCCGAAUGAUCAUCCUGGGCGAGCUGAAUCUGGACCAGCCUCGUGCUUUACAGGCGCUGCGCAAGAUUCUGGCAACAUAUGCCAACGAGACAGACAACGAUGGCAGCGAAGAAGACGGCGCCGACGAUUCCGUCGCAAGCACGAAACCUAUCAAGGCCACGACACCUUUGGCCUUUGUUCUUUUAGGAAACUUUUCAUCACAGGCCGUCAUGGCUCGGAACGGAGCUGGUGGAGGUGGCGGAGGUGGAUCCGGUGGGCUAACCGGUAGCGGCGGAGGUGGUAGCAUCGAGUACAAAGAAUAUUUCGAUUCACUCGCGGGCACUCUGGCCGAAUUCCCCUCGCUCUUACGAGAAUCGACAUUCGUCUUUGUUCCAGGCGAUAACGAUGGCUGGGCCUCAUCGUUCGGUGCAGGCGCCGCGGUGCCCCUACCUCGCAAGGCCGUCCCAGACCUCUUCACCUCACGAGUCCGUCGCGCCUUUGCCACCGCUAACUCUGAGGGCGCUUCGUCACGGGCAAACGCGCCUGGGGGCGAGGCCGUCUUUACGACCAAUCCGAGUCGCAUGACGCUCUUCGGUCCAAAUCACGAGAUAGUGCUCUUCCGCGAUGAUAUAUCAGCGCGCCUACGGCGGAGCGCUGUGCGGCUCAAAGGCUCGUCCUCUACCUCCUCUGGGCCGGAACACGAAAACAAAGAGGUGCGCAUGUCUGACGACGCCCCGGCAGGAGGAGACAUGGAACUCGACGAACAGCCUGACCCGGCUGUGGAGAGCGCAGCUGCAAAACAGCCGAGCCCAGACGUGGUCCCUCACGAUGUCCGCGCUGCCCAGAAGCUCGUCAAAACGAUCCUGGAUCAGGGAUAUUUGGCACCAUUCCGCACAGCUAUCCGCCCCGUACACUGGGAUCACGCCUCGGCGCUACACCUAUAUCCCCUACCCACUGCACUAAUAAUGGCCGACGCCACGGCGCCGCCGUUUUGUGUGACGUACGAGGGUUGCCACGUCAUGAACCCUGGGCCGCUACUCGUGCCAGGGAGGAGAGGAGUUGCCAGAUGGGUUGAGUAUAAUGUUGGCCACCGAGGAAAUGUUAAAGAGUGUUUGUUUUGAUUUUUUGUUGACAUGAUGGACGGUUUACGUAGUACCCACGACGGGAGUUUCAUGAGCAGUGAUGGAACUAGAUUAAGGUUGUGGGUGGUGCAAGGCGUUCUUUUUUGGUGGGGAUAUACCAGAUUCAUAUGUGUAUGGGAUAGCUACCUAGGCAUGCCUGAGCUUGUAUAGAUGACGAUAAUGCC